Cololabis saira (Pacific saury) is the source of this 6345-nucleotide messenger RNA. It is a transcript of the gene trpm3, whose product is annotated as transient receptor potential cation channel, subfamily M, member 3. Gene Ontology annotation, molecular function: monoatomic cation channel activity. NCBI's taxonomy places the organism in Eukaryota, Metazoa, Chordata, Actinopteri, Beloniformes, Belonidae. Bases 100 to 5370 code for a protein of 1756 amino acids. The record is from RefSeq and is a predicted model, not a curated record. The transcript is spliced from 26 exons. Gene Ontology annotation, biological process: monoatomic cation transmembrane transport; protein tetramerization. Gene Ontology annotation, cellular component: membrane.
GACCAUCACCAGUUUUUGCCCCCAUAGUGGGGCAGCAUUAAUCCUGGUGCGGGGAGAAGCCCCCGGGCACCAGUGGCAGCUUUGUGAAGAGUGGACACCAUGAACCAGCUGGACGCACCAAGACCGCUCAAUUGGACCAUCCGGAAACUGUGCCAUGCAGCCUUCCUGCCAUCUGUGCGCCUGUUAAAGGCGCAGAAAUCGUGGAUAGAAAGAGCAUUCAGCAAGAGAGAAUGUGUUCAUAUCAUAGUGAGCGCCAAAGACCCCCAUAGGUGCUGUUGUGGUCGUCUAAUAGGUCAGCAUGUGGGUUUGCCGCCUGGCAUCUCAUCCAGUCAGAAUGAUAAAGCAGAGCGUUUGGCCAAAAAUGACAGCCUGUCGGAGAAGUGGUCGAUCAGCAAACACACGCAGCUCAGCCCCACUGAUGCCUUUGGCACCAUUGAGUUCCAGGGAGGAGGACACUCCAACAAAGCCAUGUAUGUACGAGUGUCGUAUGACACCAAACCUGACCUGCUGCUUCACCUGAUGACCAAGGAGUGGCAGCUGGAUCUACCAAAGUUGCUCAUCUCAGUCCAUGGGGGUCUGCAGAACUUUGAGUUACAGCCCAAACUUAAGCAGGUCUUUGGCAAAGGGCUUAUCAAGGCUGCCAUGACGACAGGAGCCUGGAUAUUCACUGGAGGAGUUAACACAGGUGUGAUUCGCCAUGUUGGGGAUGCAUUGAAAGACCACGCCUCCAAAUCAAGAGGGAAGAUCUGCACUAUCGGUAUUGCUCCAUGGGGCAUCGUAGAAAACCAGGAGGAUCUUGUUGGCAAAGAUGUGGUGCGUCCUUACCAGACCAUGUCCAACCCUAUGAGCAAGCUGACGGUUCUUAACAGUCUCCACUCCCACUUCAUUCUGGCAGACAAUGGCACCACAGGAAAAUACGGUGCUGAAGUCAAACUGCGACGCCAGCUAGAGAAACACAUCUCCCUGCAGAAAAUCAACACACGUAUUGGUCAGGGCGUGCCGGUGGUGGCUCUUAUCGUAGAAGGAGGCCCUAAUGUGAUCUCCAUAGUGUUGGAGUACCUCAGGGACACCCCUCCGGUCCCUGUGGUGGUGUGUGAUGGCAGCGGAAGGGCUUCAGACAUCUUGGCGUUUGGGCAUAAAUACUCUGAGGAGGGAGGGAUAAUUAACGAGUCUCUAAGAGACCAGUUGCUGGUGACGAUUCAGAAGACUUUCACCUACAGCCGCACACAGGCCCAACAUCUGUUCAUCAUCCUCAUGGAGUGCAUGAAGAAGAAGGAACUGAUAACAGUUUUCCGCAUGGGCUCUGAGGGUCAUCAGGACAUUGACCUCGCCAUCCUUACUGCAUUACUCAAAGGGGCCAAUGCAUCAGCCCCAGACCAGCUGAGUUUGGCACUUGCUUGGAACAGAGUGGACAUCGCACGCAGUCAGAUCUUCAUCUAUGGACAGCAGUGGCCGGUUGGUUCCCUGGAGCAGGCGAUGCUGGAUGCCUUAGUUUUGGACAGAGUGGACUUUGUCAAACUGCUGAUUGAAAAUGGAGUCAGCAUGCACCGCUUCCUCACGCUUUCCAGACUGGAGGAGCUCUACAACACGCGACACGGACCAUCAAAUACACUGUCUCACCUUGUCAGAGAUGUCAAAAAGCGAGAGUAUCCAGGGUUCAGUUGGAUCUACUUCAAGGGAAACCUACCCCCGGACUACCGCAUCAGCCUCAUUGACAUUGGACUUGUUAUUGAAUACCUUAUGGGCGGGGCAUAUCGGUGUAACUACACUAGGAAGAGAUUCCGAACUCUAUACCAUAAUCUCUUUGGACCCAAGAGGCCCAAAGCUCUGAAACUGCUGGGGAUGGAGGAUGACAUGCCAAUCCGCAGGGGCCGCCAGAAGACGACGCGUAAACGAGAGGAAGAGGUGGACAUUGAUUUGGACGACCCAGAAAUCAACCACUUCCCUUUCCCCUUCCACGAGCUGAUGGUUUGGGCCGUGCUUAUGAAACGCCAGAAAAUGGCACUGUUCUUCUGGCAGCAUGGGGAGGAAGCCAUGGCCAAGGCCUUGGUGGCGUGUAAGCUCUGUAAGGCCAUGGCACAUGAAGCGUCCGAGAACGAUAUGGUGGAUGACAUCUCCCAGGAACUGAACCACAACUCCAGAGAGUUUGCCCAACUGGCAGUGGAACUUCUAGAUCAGUCCUAUAAACAGGAUGAACAGAUGGCCAUGAAGCUGCUGACAUAUGAGCUGAAAAACUGGAGCAACGCGACCUGCCUGCAGCUAGCAGUAGCGGCCAAACACCGAGAUUUCAUCGCUCACACCUGCAGUCAGAUGCUGCUGACUGACAUGUGGAUGGGACGCCUGCGCAUGCGCAAAAAUUCAGGCCUGAAGGUGAUCUUAGGCCUACUUUUGCCACCAUCCAUUCUGAGUCUGGAGUUCAAGAACAAGGAUGAGAUGUCCUACAUGCCCCAGGAUCAGGAAGCCUAUCUGCAAGAGAAGGAGGAGGAGGAGCCAGAGAAACCAGUGAAGGAAAAGGAGGAGGAGGACAUGGAGUUCACAGUAAGAUCUUACUGUGAGACGCAGUACAACUCCGUGGCAAUGCUGGGCAAGGUAACAACAGAGACAUCCAGGAAGAAGGAUGUUGAGGAAGUUCAGAACCGCCACCGCCUUAUCCCAAUGGGACGCAAGAUAUACGAGUUCUACAACGCUCCAAUUGUCAAGUUCUGGUUCCAUACGAUGGCAUAUGUGGGGUACCUGAUGUUGUUUAACUACAUUGUCCUUGUCAAGAUGGACCUGUGGCCUUCUCCUCAAGAAUGGAUCGUCAUUGCUUACAUUUUCACCAAUGGCAUUGAAAAGAUGAGAGAGAUACUGAUGUCAGAGCCAGGGAAGCUGCUACAGAAGGUGAAGGUGUGGCUUCAGGAGUACUGGAAUAUCACAGACCUCAUGGCCAUCCUCAUAUUCUCUGUUGGCAUGGUUCUGCGUCUCCAGGAGCCACCGCUCAUGAGCUAUGGGCGGGUCAUCUACUGUGUCAACAUCAUCUACUGGUACAUCCGGCUGCUUGAUAUCUUUGGAGUCAACAAGUACCUGGGUCCCUACGUGAUGAUGAUUGGCAAGAUGAUGAUCGACAUGAUGUACUUUGUGAUCAUCAUGUUGGUGGUGCUCAUGAGCUUCGGGGUGGCACGUCAGGCCAUCCUCCACCCCAAUGAAGACCCGUCCUGGAUGCUAGCUAGGAACAUCUUUUUUAUGCCUUACUGGAUGAUCUACGGAGAGGUGUUUGCUGACCAGAUCGACCCUCCCUGUGGACAGAACAUCACUACAGACGAAGGUGUGGUCGUGGCCCAGCCUCCAUGUAAGACUGGUGCUUGGAUCGUCCCAGCAAUCAUGGCUUGCUAUCUGCUGGUGGCCAACAUACUACUGGUUAACCUGCUCAUUGCUGUGUUCAAUAAUACAUUCUUCGAAGUCAAGUCCAUUUCCAACCAAGUGUGGAAGUUCCAGCGAUACCAGCUCAUUAUGACCUUCCACGAACGCCCGGUGCUUCCUCCACCUCUCAUCAUCUUCAGUCACAUAACUAUGGUCCUUAAGCAUCUGUGCUGCCGAUGGCGCAAACACGAUGAUGACGAGAGGGACUAUGGACUGAAGCUCUUCAUCACAGAGGAUGAGCUGAAGAAAGUCCAUGACUUUGAGGAGCAAUGCAUAGAAGAGUACUUCAGAGAGAAAGACGACAGAUUCCACUCUUCUAACGAUGAGAGGAUCAGAGUCACAUCUGAAAGGGUGGAAAACAUGGCAAUGCGUUUGGAAGAAGUCAAUGAACGGGAACACUUCAUGAAGGCAUCACUGCAAACUGUUGACAUCCGUCUGGCCCAAAUGGAGGAGCUAAUUGGGCGAAUUGCUGUAGCACUGGAGCGUGUGACAGGUGUUGAGCGUGUGGAGGUCAGCAAAGCACGUUCCCGGACUUCAUCUGACUGUACAGAUUCUGCAUACAUACUCCGCCAUGUUGAGUGCCCAGAGGCAGCUUACAUCCUCCGGCAAAGCAGCUUCAACAGCACAGAGGGGAAUGUUUACCGCCUGCAAGAGGCACUGGAGGGAACGGCCGAGGGCUCCAUGUCCCCUCCCUCUCCUACCGGCAUGCCUACACGGACGAGGAGUCACUCGUUUUACCUCGGAGGUGGCCGUGUCAGUGAACGUACGAGAGCAACUGAAGGAGCUGAAAGCUUCUUUAAAGAGCGCUCACUCAGCCUCCACCGAGCCAACAGCUCACAAUCUGUGUCCUCAACUGCCGCCCCCAAGGAGUCUAAGCCCCUCCCACUGGCGACACUGUCAGUUUCCCAGCAGCACCGUCCCUCAUCAUGCAUUGAUAUCUACGUCUCCACCUCUGAAGAGGUGGGGCCUGCGGAGGUGUUUCUUGAUCCUCUCCGCAUGGCCCCACCUCUACAGAGAGACUGCUCCCUGCAUUCAGACACCAUGGAGAUGGUGCUGCCGGAAGGCCGUGACUUCAACAACACUGCCACUAGCGGUUUGGGCGACAGGCACUCGGAGGGCGGAGCUGGCAGCAGCGUAACACCUGGAGCUAUGUUCGACGACAGCGCAGCGGCCGAUUUGUCGCUGUGCUCUGCCCACCUUUUACCAGACACCAUCUUACCUCCUUGGGAUAUGGAACCAUCUCCACCUCCCUCAGCAGGGCUGCUCGAACGUUCUAAGAGCAGUCGCUAUCUCUCUACAUCAGGCGCAGCCUUCCUGGAUGAUCCUCCUCUGGUCAAGUCUCACAGCCUAAUGUUCACACCGAAAGGUUGCUAUGGUGGACUGGGGGCAGGAGUGCAGGUAAAGGCUGCAGAGUACACCAGCAUCACCGACUGCAUCGAUACACGAUGUGUUUCCGCGCCAUACGCUCCUGCAGAAUGUUCCCACUCACCAGGAACUUCCUCCUCCUUCCCGUUCGAUAAGCCGUCAGACAUUAGUUCCUCUCACCCCGAGAGAGAGGCAGAGCUUAGUCACACGGAGUCUGAUCCAGAGGAUCCCGAGGACAUGAUUGCAGCCCCCGACACCCCCCGUCUCGGGGGCCUCGGUGGGCCCAGCGGAGCCCCUCUCUGCUCCCCCUUCACCAGGCUGGAGCGAGCAAACAGCUGCUCUUCAGAUGACUCCCAUCCUUCUCUCACUCUGGCCCCUCCACACCGGAAGAGCCUGUCAGUGAGUGAGAGGAUGGAGAGAGGACCGGGUUUGGGAGCAGACAGGGGGCCUGGGCUUGGGGGGCGUGGUCUGGCAGGACCCAGAAACCCCUUCCUUAGGAGCAAGUCUGGAGCCAGGCCUGAAACAGUCAAGAACGAAAGCCUCUCCAUAAGGAAGCUGGCUGCUCCGUCGGCUUUCCGCAGCUUUGACAGGCAAAACUACACGUGACGAGGACACGUAAGCGCACUCACGCUGUGAGCGCCAGCGUGGAACACUGAAAGGGUAAAAAAUGAAAGCGGGGUUGAGCUGCCUGUAGAUGCUGCUCUGGACCAGAUCUCCACUUUUUUACUUAUGUUUUAAGCUAGAGAAGUUAAUUCAUAGUGAGUUCAUAGUCAGUACUGAAGGGCAGCUUUACCCUGAGCCAUGAGUGGGUGAAAAAAGAGACAAAGUAUUCAGAAGGUCCUGUGUACAUCAGUCCAAGCAAAGAGCUAUGACUCUAGAGUAGUUUAUACCUCUUAUAGCUAAGUAACGUUUAUUUGGGUUUUAUGGCAAGGGAAGGUGUAUUUGUAACGUAUGUCUUCCACCAAUUACAUUACUUCAAGUAAACAUUUGUCACUGUGUUGCAUACAUUACAUAUCAGUCAUGAUAGUCAGACAAAGUACACUGCUGAUUAGCUGUAUUAGAUCAUAGGCACUGUCAAGUCUGAGGGGACAAAGAAGGUAUAGGAAGAAGAGAAAAUAGUAGCCUCAUUUUACCUUUUUGUCUUAGUAUUAUCAUGGCAAAGGUUUUGCUUUAAAAGCAUCUUCUCCCCAUCUUAUCAUUUUAAUUUAAUGUCUGAGACCCCGGCACAAGCAGCUAGAACAAAAGAAGCUGUCUUUUCUGGCUGGGUCAUGUAAUUGUUACGUUUUUAGACUUUGAUGCCCAUCAGACAAUCAUUUAUAUUUUCAUUUAUUAGUACACUUUUUUAUUGCGAUUAUUUUAUACUUUUUUUCAGGAGAAUUUGACAUUGUUUUGUUCACAUUUAAUGCUGAAGAGGAAAUGCCUAACCUAACGUACUAAUUUUGGCCCUUGAAACAAAUUAAAUUUAAAUAAAAAAAAAAAAAGAAAAAUCAUCUUAAAAUAGAAAGCUUUGUUUGAGCACGCUUAAGCGAAGAAGUAAUUUCUCUAGCGUCCCGUUACUUUUCCUGGAUGAAGAACUCGCCU